Messenger RNA from Musa acuminata subsp. malaccensis (wild Malaysian banana), 2716 nucleotides. The record is from RefSeq and is a predicted model, not a curated record. Lineage: Eukaryota; Viridiplantae; Streptophyta; Magnoliopsida; Zingiberales; Musaceae.
AAUUCAUCUUGAUACUUGUGUUUAUAAUGCUGGUUGGGGGAGUAGGUUAGCGGACUGCACUGCUAAGCUUCCCUAAAGUGAAACAAAAAGACGCCGGCUCCUGCUUUGAGAGACUUCAGCAAAGCAACUGUCGGUCUUCCCGAGUCUCCGGCGAACGCAACACCGACGUAGGUGGGUAGAUCUCGUCUCCUCUCCGCUCUCAGGAGACCGAGAGAGAAGAGAGAGCGGGAUCUCUCGAUCCUUCCUCCAUGGAAGCGGCGCCUCAGUUCCUCCAGUGCGGCUUCGAGCCCUUCCGCCGCUCGCCCUUGGCGACAGCCGCCCCGCAGUGGAGGACGCUCCGACGCCGAUCAAUUCGUCUGAGAUCUAGGUCUCCACGAUCGGGAGUCUUCGCUGUGGCGACGGAGCCUACGACCGGUGGUGCCGCUUCGUCUUCUUCUUCUAAUUCUGCCUCUUCUCCUCGGUCCGCCUCGUUUGGUUCCGUCAAUGGUGCCGCCUCCGGCAGGUUUGGCAACGUGUCGGAGGAGAUAAAGAAGGUGAGAAAGCAGAUGGAGGAGGACGAGCAGCUGGCCACGCUGAUGAGAGGACUUCGAGGUCAAAACCUCACUGACGUUCAGUUUGCAGAUGAGAACAUCCGGCUUCGUCUUGUCGAGGUACCAGCUGUGAACAGCAAUGAAGCAUUGCCACUUGUGUAUGAUCCUGACAUAAUUGCAUCCUACUGGGGAAAGCGCCCUAGAGCUAUUUCCACACGGAUUAUACAGCUGCUGUCUGUAGCAGGUGGCUUUCUGUCUCAUUUAGCUUGGGACUUGAUUAACAAGAAGAUCGCAGAGAAUGAGGUCGCACGGGCUAUUGAAUUAAGGGAAAUAGUAACGUCACUGGGUCCAGCUUACAUAAAACUUGGCCAAGCUUUGAGUAUUCGACCAGACAUAUUAUCACCUGCUGCAAUGACUGAACUGCAGAAGCUAUGUGAUAAGGUUCCUUCAUUUCCAGAUGAUGUUGCGAUGGCCCUUAUUGAAGAAGAACUUGGGCAGCCUUGGUGUAACAUCUACUCUGAACUGACACCAUCCCCAAUUGCUGCUGCAUCUCUGGGACAAGUUUACAAGGGUCGCCUAAAAGAAACUGGCGAGUUGGUGGCCGUCAAAGUACAGCGACCUUUUGUUCUGGAGACUGUCACCAUAGAUCUCUUCAUUAUUCGUAAACUGGGACUGUUUUUGCGAAGAUUUCCUCAGAUCUCGAUUGAUAUUGUUGGUUUGGUGGAUGAAUGGGCUGCCCGCUUUUUUGAAGAACUUGAUUAUAUAAAUGAAGGAGAAAAUGGAACUCGCUUUGCUGAAAUGAUGAGAGAAGACCUUCCUCAGCUACUUGAUACUGGCUUCUUUCAUGCUGAUCCUCAUCCUGGAAAUAUGAUUCGUACACCAGAUGGGAAGUUGGCUAUACUUGACUUUGGCCUCGUGACAAGAUUGACUGAUGAUCAGAAGUAUGGUAUAAUUGAAGCAAUUGCCCACCUGAUUCAUCGUGACUACAAUGAAAUUGUCAAGGACUUUGUCAAGCUUGAUUUCAUUCCUGAUGGUGUCAAUUUGGAACCAAUCUUGCCAGUGCUGGCCAAAGUUUUUGAUCAGGCACUAGAAGGAGGUGGUGCAAAAAAUAUUAACUUUCAGGAAUUAGCAUCUGAUUUGGCUCAAAUUACCUUUGAUUAUCCAUUCAGAAUACCACCAUAUUUUGCUUUAAUAAUCAGAGCAAUUGGGGUAUUAGAAGGAAUAGCACUAGUUGGAAAUCCUGACUUUGCGAUUGUAGACGAAGCAUACCCAUAUCUCGCUCAGAGACUUUUAACAGAUGAAUCCCCCAGGUUGAAGGAGGCAUUGCGGUAUAUGAUAUAUGGUAAACGCGGAGUGUUUGAUGCAGAAAGAUUCAUUGAUGUCAUGCAAGCUUUCGAGAAUUUCAUCACUGCUGCAAAAAGUGGAGGUGGUGAAAAUCUGAAUGGAAAUAUGGCUGAUCUUGGUUCUUUGCAGAGUCAACCAGGUCUUCUGGUCCCAGUAUUUCCAGCAUUAGUACCUCAGCCAGCACAGCCUGUCAAGACUAGGGCAGCCCUCACGUUUUUGCUUUCUGAAAAAGGAAACUUCUUCAGAGAAUUUAUUCUAGAUGAGGUCGUUAAAGCGAUUGAUGCAGUUUCGCGAGAGCAGUUGGUCCAAAUUGCUGCAGUUAUGGGAAUUGGGACUGCAGCUCCAGUUUUUAGUAUGGCUCCCCUGAGGCCUGCGGUUUUGCUGCCCACCAUCACAGAGGAGGACAGAGUCAUACUAAACAAUGUUGAAAAAGUUGCAAAGUUUCUAACUUCAGAAACUUCUAAAGCAUCAUCACAUCAGGGUGUUGAGAUUUCUAAUGUCAUCCAAGAACUUCUUCCUGUGUUACCAAGCAUCUCAGCAAGAGUCCUACCUGAAGUGCUGAGCCGGUUGACUUCACGUGUAUUAGCUCGGCUAAUCCGAGAAACAUUUUUGUAGUUAUUAAUGCAUAUGAACCUCACAAUAGAAAUUUUCUAAAGCUUCUCUGUACAUAAAAAGGAAUGUCAAGAUCCACUCACUGUCUCACGUUGACUCUUACAACACCGUCAGUCAGUUCAGAGUGUAUCCAUCUUUCUUUUUUGUUUUUCUUUUCCUUUUAACAUGUAAAUUUUCUAAUACAUAGUGUGGUUAUUAUUUUUAUGAUGAAAAGAUAUACUAUUCCACUC